AACAUUUAUCCACUUGUGUUAAAAAAAAAAAAAAUAGAAGAAGAAACAAAAUCCUUCAGAGAAAACCUAAAGACACUUAACCUAAAAGCAACCCAAUCGACGGCGACGGGAAAAAGGAGAGAAUUGCUGAAGAAGAAUAAGAGCAAGAAGAAGAAGAAGAACCUCAUCAGAUCUUUGUUACCUCUCUCUCCCACUUCUGUUUAAUGGCACCAAAGCAGGCGGAAAAGAUCGAGAAACCUCCGGUUGCCUCUUCAAGUGAAGAGGAAGAAGAAGAGUCUGGUUCAUCUGGAGAAGAAUCCGAAUCUUCAGAUGACGAAGGAGAUGUCCAGUCCAAAAUCUCUCAAACAACUCCUGCUACUAUCACUGCCAAGGAUUUUGAAUCCGACUCUGAAGAAGGCGAAUCUGAAUCUGAUUCCGAUUCCGAGCCCACGACGACGAAGACUAAGCCUCUCAACACCGUCGUGACCAAACCAAAACCAGAGACCUCUGGAUCUGCUGCCGUGACUCUCCCUGAGAGCUCCACGGCUAAGCGUUCUCUGAAACAAGCAGAUGAUGAGCCUAUUAAGAAGUUGAAGACUUCGACGACUGAGCAUGCGAAGAAGAAACCGGCGACUGAUGAUGAGGUUAAGAAGAUUUCUGGAGAAGAAGCUAAGAAGAUGUUUCAGAGGUUGUUCAGCGAGACUGAUGAAAUCGCCAUGCUUCAGGGCUUUCUUGACUUCACAUCUACAAGAGGAGAUCCUUACGAGAACAUGGAUGCCUUUUGCGAUUAUGUGAAAACAUUGAUUGAUUUCAAUGCUAGCAAAGCUCAGAUUGUUACCAAACUCCAGAGGUGUAAGAGAAGGUUUGUCAAUAUAGUGAGCUCGCUUAAAAAGGGAAAGACGGAGAUAGGUGUGAUGCUCCAGGAUCUUGAUCAAAAAGCCUUUGAAUUGUCGAGGAAGAUUUGGGGAACUAAUGGUGUUUUUCCUGCCAAGCCGAGGAAGAAGUCGAAAGAGACUAAGUUGCUUCCCUCAGCAUCGCCCACGCACACGAGAAAAGAAGAGAAACCAAUGGCAAAUGCUUUGAACACCCAUCUCUCCUCUAGUGGAGAGAUUGCAUCGUUCUUCAAGGCAGAGAAUGUGAGUGUUUUUGGUUUGGAUGAAUCGACCGUAAGUGGUAAUUGGGAUUUGGUUCCAGAUGGACCAAAGAAGAGAGAAAUGGAGGAAAAGCUGAAGAAGCUCAAGGAUACGCAGGUGGAGCUGUGUUUGCAGAGAACUGAACUCGUGGACACAACUGCGAAAAUGAUAUACAAAGACUAUGCAUCCUCUUCAUGUUGAGCUUUAUUCGUGGUUUGUCAUUUUCACUCUUUUAGUAUGCAUUUUUAAACUUUUUAUUGUGCAUUUUAGCCUGUGGAACUAAUCUUAUCGUAAGUCUUAGUCAGUAUUUUCUUUUGGCCACUAUGUUGGAUGCUUGGUUUGGAUAUAAGACCCUUUUGUGGAAUCAAUAUUUAUUCAUCUUGUUGUA
Molecule: messenger RNA, 1500 nt
Organism: Eutrema salsugineum
Lineage: Eukaryota; Viridiplantae; Streptophyta; Magnoliopsida; Brassicales; Brassicaceae
Product: GLABROUS1 enhancer-binding protein-like
Biological process (GO): regulation of DNA-templated transcription
Cellular component (GO): nucleus
Source: RefSeq, a predicted model, not a curated record